Messenger RNA from Sorghum bicolor (sorghum), 1255 nucleotides. RefSeq lists its product as uncharacterized. The record is from RefSeq and is a predicted model, not a curated record. The coding region runs from base 213 to 1034 and encodes 273 amino acids. Lineage: Eukaryota; Viridiplantae; Streptophyta; Magnoliopsida; Poales; Poaceae. The transcript is spliced from 8 exons.
AAACCAAAGCUACUGCUACUGCCAACUGGUAGCCACACAGGCGCUAGUCAACCGACGCCGCCGGUUGGUCGGAUCCCUCUCCGCCCUCCUCUACUCACUCCACUCACCUGCCUGCCGCGCACCAGUCACCUCUGCCUCUGCUCCGCUUGCUGCGGCCGGCGGCGUCCGCAAAGCUUCCUCCGAUUCGACCCCGAUCGGGACACGCGUUCUCCAUGGCGGAGCAGCUCAGCUCAUCCCAGGAUGCCCCCAAUCGCCCUGCGCCGGCACAGAGGGUACUGGUGACGAACACGCAUGGUGAGACUCUCGUCGGCCUGCUGCACCACAUGGGGUCCGACAAGGUUGUGGUGCUCUGCCAUGGCUUUAGAGCUUCCAGGGACGAUAGCCUCAUUACUGAUCUUGCGGCUGCACUAACAAAGCAAGGGAUUAGCGUGUUUCGUUUUGAUUUUAGUGGAAAUGGAGAAAGUGAAGGUGAAUUCCAGUAUGGCAACUACAAGAAGGAGGCUGCUGACUUGCACUCUGUUGUCUUGUAUCUUCGCCAGGAAAAGUACAAUGUAGCAGCAAUUGUUGGUCACAGCAAAGGUGGAGAUGUGAUGGUUCUAUAUGCCUCUAUCUACAACGAUGUCCCCAUGGUGGUUAACCUUUCUGGUCGAUUUAAUUUGGAGAAAGGCAUUGAAGAGCGCCUAGGCAAAGAGUUUAUGGAUAGAAUAAACAAAGAAGGCUACAUUGAUGUCACAAACAAAUCAGGAAAGGUUUUGUACAGAGUGACCAAAGAGACCUUGAUGGAACGACUGAGUAUUGAUAUGCACGCAUCAAGCCUUUCCAUCAGCAAAGAGUGCAGGUUCUUUACAAUUCAUGGUUCAGCUGACGAGAUCAUACCCGUGGAAGAUGCAUACGAGUUUGCAAAGCUUAUACCAAACCACAAACUGCGUGUCAUUGAGGGAGCAAAUCACUGCUACACUGCUCACCGUAGAGAACUUUCUGAUGCUGUAGUAGAAGCCAUCACAUCCAGUGAGGCAGGGGAGACCAAACCCUAGAGCAGAUGCAUAACGGCGUCCUCCUCCAGCCUGCUCUUCCAAGCCUGCCAUCUCAUCACCCCAGUCACCUUACCUUAUUAUAAAGGCUUAGAUUAGACAUAGACAGACCCUGGUUUUGCUCCUCCAUCUGUCGCUUUCUGAGAAAUUAAAUAUUUUCAACUUUGAUGAAGUAUAUACAAGAAAUUAUUAAUAUUUAUGAUAUAUAAUAAGUAUCGUUAGAU